AUGGCGCUACAAGAGACCGAGACUACGGUCGCACAGGAUCCUGUCGAUUCCAAGCAAUCCAGCGCAGAUCAUCUUGGAGUCCACGAGAAGAAAGACGCUGCGGACGACGUCCAUAUACACAACGAAUAUGCUUACAAGGGAGAUGACUCCGAUGGCAACGUCGCUUGGACUCUUCGUCACUCCGUGGCGGCGAUUUCCUUGGGCAUGCUCUAUGCCGGGUCCCAGGUCAUGCUCUACUUCGUGGGAGGAUGUUUGUCCUUCAUAGAAGCCGACCUUGGGGCCGAGAAAGUGGGAAGCUGGCUUCCCGUCUCGAACACGCUAGCUAUUACUGCCGUAUCACCGUUUGUGGGUUACUUGCAAGACCUGCUGGGCCGGCGCAAUAUCACUCUGGCGGGCUCUAUCGUGAUUAUGCUGGGAAUUGCUUUGAUCGGCAGCGCCAACUCCUUUGGACAAGCUGUAACGGGGAUGGCCCUCUCUGGCGCAGGCGCGGGCGUCUGCGAAUUGACCGCUCUGGCAGGGUAUGAGGGCAAGAAUCUGUCAGUCAUUAUUCGGAACGCUGAUGCCCAGCAGUUUGUCGGAUAUCGUCCCUGCGCCACGAUACCCUUGUUUGUCUUUGUUUGCCUCCUGAUGGGCCUCAGCCAGUUACUCUCCACGUACAGGACCUGGAGGUGGACGCAAUGGAUAGCUCUGAUCUGGAACGGCGUCGUUUUCUUGGGCCUGUUGACGACAUACUUCCCAAAAGCACAUCCUCGCCUGGAGGGGAUGUCCAAACAACAGAUCCUCAAACGCAUCGACUAUCUCGGAGCCAUUCUGUCCGUUGUAGGCAUCACUCUGUUCCUCGUCGCCCUCCAAUCUGGCGGAUAUACUCAUCCAUGGGCAAGCGGCUACGUCCUGGCACAGCUGAUUAUCGGAAUCUUGCUCAUCAUUGCCUGGGUUAUCUGGGAAUGGAAGUAUGCACCGCAUCCCAUGAUCCCACGCGAACUCUAUCAGGGACAACGGGUGGUGGCGCUUACUUUCCUUGUUGCCUUUGUUGCUGGCUUCGAUUUCUAUUCUCUGAUCAACUUCUUCCCGAUCUCAUUUUCAACUCUUUGGAGUCCGGAUCCAGUUCAAGUUGGCCUGAAGGGUUUAGGCUAUGGCAUUUCAACCACCGCAGGUGCCGUUUUCUGGAACGCCCUACUGUCGACGAGACUGGAAGCGAAAUACAUCCUGCUGAUGUCUUCCAUUAUCAUGACUGCUUUCAUCGGCGGUCUGGUCGCUACCACGCCAGAAACCCCCAAACUAGCAGUCGCCCUCGGCACGAUCGCCAGCUUUGGCGUCGGCGGCAUCCUCGUCCCCGCUGCCACCGUGGCUCUGAUCGUCGUCCCGGACUCUCUUCUCGCAACCACCGCCGCCUUGUCCCUGUCGAUCCGUACCGUGGGCGGUUCGAUCGGCUUCACCAUCUACUACAACAUCUUCGUGAACAAGCUCAACACGCAGCUACCUAAACAAAUUGCCAAGUACGCCAUCAAAGCAGGUUUGCCGGCAGCAGAUGCCACCGAGUUUGUGACAAUGUUUCUGGCUGCUCCAGCCAAUAUUACCCAAGCGGUUGGAUAUACACCACAGGCAUUGGCGGGCGCUACGUUGGGCGAGAGAUGGGCUUAUGCCGAGUCCUUGAAGUGGGUUUGGGUCACUAGCAUUCCGUUCGGUGUGCUGGCCAUCAUUACUUGCUUCUUCAUACCCAACAUCAAGAAAUAUCAGACCAACAGGGUCGCGGUCGCUUUGUGA
Messenger RNA from Fonsecaea monophora, 1764 nucleotides. RefSeq lists its product as hypothetical. NCBI's taxonomy places the organism in Eukaryota, Fungi, Ascomycota, Eurotiomycetes, Chaetothyriales, Herpotrichiellaceae. The transcript has 6 exons. Gene Ontology annotation, molecular function: transmembrane transporter activity. Gene Ontology annotation, biological process: transmembrane transport. The record is from RefSeq and is a predicted model, not a curated record. The coding region runs from base 1 to 1764 and encodes 587 amino acids.